AGUCACUGCACAUUCACAGAGGCAGAGACAGUGAGGGUGUGUAAGAUAACUUACAGAACAUUUUUAUUACUAUUUUCUGAAGUGGAGAGUCUGGAGCAUGAAGAUCCUCCUCACCUUCUGCCUGAUUAUAGUUGGUACUGAUGCUGUAACUACAGUAACUGGACACAGAGGAAGAUCAGUUCAGAUUAAAUGCCCCUACAAAUCUGGAUAUGAAGAUUACAAAAAGUAUCUCUGCAGAGGUAAAUGUCCCACUGUGGGGUAUAAAGACAUUCCUGUUCGCUCUGGAUCUGCUGCUAAAGACACCAGAUUCUCUCUGUAUGACGACACAACAGCCAAAGUCUUCACCGUCAACAUCACUGAUCUGAGACCAGAGGAUGAAGGCACUUACUGGUGUGCGAUACAGCGGACAUGGCUUGAUAUUUACAGAGAGAUUCUAUUGAAGGUGAAAACGGAUGAUCCUGUCAUCAGUACUGUCUCACACUCCACACACACCACACACUCUGCUUCAGCCCACUUCAUGAGUCCAUCAGUGCAUGCUGAGAGCGCAUAUUCAACAGCAGGUACUCCACUAAAUAGUUCUAACCACCCAAUUAGUGUUCCUUCAUCCCCGGUGAGGAAGAGAAUCCACUCUGAAUCAUCUCAACUGCAACUGGAACUAAGACAUGCCAGAACAUGGUUUAAAUGUGACUUUCACAUUAUGACUCUGCUUCCCUUCCCAGAAUUUCCAACUUUCAUGGUCAUCAUUGUUGUGUCUGUGGUUCUAGUGCUACUUCUCAUUGCGCUUUCAUUUGCUGUAACUCUACAGAGGAAAAAGAAGACCCAAGCCUCAUCUCCAGCCCAUUCUCCACAAUGCUCCUCAAACAAUCGUGUGAUUUCACCUCCAGAAAGCAGAUGCCUUUCUAACACACUUUAUUCCACUGCUCAAUUACCCACAAUCCCCCCUGACUUUUCCCAGUCUAUUUACUCCAACACUGGAUUACCCACAGAUCCAAAUGAUUCUUCACAAAGCAUUUAUGCUUCAGUACAACGCCUAUCAGAUUCUCCUGAUCAGGACAUCUACUCCACAGCUCAGUUACCCACAAUUCUCUCUGACUCAUCAGCCAGUGCUGCUCAGCCGUUGGUUGUGAAAUCUGAAAUCUGUGAAAGCCCAACGUAUGCAGCAGUGAGUAUUGACUCCGGUUCUAAUGGUGCAGCUGUAACAGUGAUCUUCAAGAACGAGAACAGCUCAUGUGACUAUGCUAUUGUUAACGUUACUUAAUGUGGCUAGUUUUCGUACAUCAUAGUGCUAAUCAUUCUGAGUUAUUUGUAAUUCGUAGCACCCGUUAUAUUACCUUAAACCACAGUGCUGUUUAGUUCUCAAAUCUGAUUAGUCUGAAGGUGUUGAUUAAUUUUCUAUAACAGCAGUCCUGACAAUAGUGCAACAGUGUUUAUUGGUGUUUAUUAUUAUCUUUCUACGUUUGAUAAGGAAGAUCAAUGUAAUUUAUGAAAGUAUUUUCAUUUUUAAAAGUAAAUAUUAAUUCAGGUAUUAGUGCAUGAUUAUUCAUGGACUGUUAUUGUAAAGUGUUACUCGUCUUUGUCAGCAGGUAAGUGCUGGUAGAAAGGAACCAGUUUCUGAAUUAUUGAACAUUUCAAACAUUUAUUGAUCAGUUUAGUCAAUAAGUAACGCACCACCAUAACUUACCAUCUGGUAAUUUGAUCAGCUCAGACUGUGUUUCAGCUGGUUGUAGCCACUCAGACUCCAAGUAACCCUUGCUGCAGAACCCAAAGUCCAUAGGAUUCAUUCGGACCGGAUCCAGCUCCUCCUACCUGGGCAGAGUCAAAUUAAAGUCCAGGGGUGAACACAACUCAGAGUGUUUCAGGCUGGAUAGGCUUGUUUUUUAUUCCUGUUGUAGAAUGCUGUAUUAGUUAGUGGUUAGGGUUAUAGGAGGAGUUGGAUCAGGUCCAGUUCCACCCCUGGACUUUCAGUUCUGCAGUAAGAACUAUCUCAGUCAGUAAGUCUUCCUUUGAAAACAUCAAAAUAUGUCAAUUCCAACAAUCCUGUGGACAGAAACUUCACAGAAGCUCAUCAUAUCUCAUUUGAUAGAUAGGCUAUGUUUUGACCAGAAAAGACCAACUCGAUUUGUAAAAAGAACCAGAGCAACAGGUCUGAUUAGAAGAUUAUUUCACAGUUUUUUUAUUUUGCAUUUUGUUAAAUAUUUUCAGAUUUGUUUGUCUGUGAGGUUUUUCUUCUCUCUCUCUUUGUCUCUGUAUACAAUAAUGAAGUGCUCUUUCAAUUCAUUUCAGUAUGAUAAACCUUCUCUAUACACAACAAUAAAUGUCUUUUUUAAAGGUUUGUGUUUCAUUAUAAAUACGUAACUCACAUAUCUGCUUUGGGUGUGCUGAUACAAUUACUGAAUGUGAACGUUUCAGUUGCUCUAUG
Messenger RNA from Pangasianodon hypophthalmus (striped catfish), 2419 nucleotides. Its product is annotated as CMRF35-like molecule 1. The transcript has 8 exons. Bases 98 to 1258 code for a protein of 386 amino acids. The record is from RefSeq and is a predicted model, not a curated record. NCBI's taxonomy places the organism in Eukaryota, Metazoa, Chordata, Actinopteri, Siluriformes, Pangasiidae.